Molecule: messenger RNA, 4274 nt
Organism: Cephus cinctus (wheat stem sawfly)
Lineage: Eukaryota; Metazoa; Arthropoda; Insecta; Hymenoptera; Cephidae
Product: E3 ubiquitin-protein ligase COP1
Exons: 3
Coding region: 563-2626 (687 amino acids)
Biological process (GO): proteasome-mediated ubiquitin-dependent protein catabolic process
Cellular component (GO): cytoplasm
Molecular function (GO): metalloaminopeptidase activity; ubiquitin protein ligase activity; protein binding
Source: RefSeq, a predicted model, not a curated record
UAUGGCCGCCCAUUGAACACUGCUCGGGAGUGGAGGGGUUCUGCCUCAGCAAAACAGGCCACUUAAAUGCUCUCGUAAGCAAAUUAUGGCAUUGUUUCUUAUCAGAACAGAGGGAUUACAUUACGGACAUUCACAAUUACGUUACUUCUGCACCCGCUCGACCAUGAAGAAAGGAUUGGUACUUGGGAUUUACGAAGCAGAGGGAAAGGAUGGUAUUGCGUUGACUCCUACUGCAGCUAGGUACAAUGAGAAAGUCAAUGGAAAGCUACUGAAAAAUAUUUGCCUGGGAGACUAGGCCGAGCGGUAACGUUACAUGUGUGAUAAGAAGCAUGGACAUGGCGCAGAAGAAUUGAUAAGAGAAUCCCUCUCCAUGUUAACAAAAAUUAAAUCGUACCGAUCGAUUAAAUUUCAUCUUUUCUCAAAAUACCGGUUUCACAAACGAAAUUGCAUAUGAAUGAUUUUCCUGGAGUUACAUAAAAGGUGUUAUGGAAUUCAUAAUUAAGCUGUGAGAUCGGAAGGCAUCAAGAUAAAACACACGCAAUAUAUCAGAAAUAUCAGAGCGAUGUCGCAGGCCGGUGGAGGUGCACUUGGUAAUGGAAGUGGCGCAGGGAGUAGCAGCGGGUCGAUGGAACGUGGAAGAACCACAAAACGACAUUUGCAAUCUACAAAUGUGCUCCACGGGAUAAGUGGCACUCUAGAGGACAAAAAUAAUGACUUCCUGUGUCCAAUCUGCUUCGAAGUAAUAGACGAAGCACACAUAACAAGAUGUGGUCAUACAUUCUGCUACCGCUGCAUCGCCAAGUCGCUCGAAGCAAAUGGCCGCUGUCCAAAAUGUAGCUUUACCUUGGGCCAGCAGGACAUCUUUCCAAAUUUUCUGCUCAAUGAGAUUGUUUCGAAGUACAAAAUGCGAGACAAGGGUGUUGCCGAGUUGGGAUCAUCGCGAAGCGGCGAUAGAAGUCGAGGUGUCGUGGGCUCUGAGCUGUCAAUACCACCUUGCGACGGCCUGAGAGAUUUCGUCGCGGCAGAAAGUGCCAACCUGACUCUACCCGACGUGAACGUAAUGUUGGAAGUCCUCACGCAAAGGAAGCAUCUCUUGGAGGCAGAAUCCUGUGCGGCACAAAAUAAGCUCCUCCACGAGUUUCUCAAGCAUCUCUUGCAGCAGAAGGAAGAGCAGAAGAAUCAGCUGCAAAAGGAAGUAGCCUUGAUCAAGAAGGACAUGGAAGAGGUCGAAAGCAUCCUCAGGGACGUUCAGAGUAAAUGUCCAAGAGUGGAGGAUUUAAAAGCAUCUAGCGAAAACGACACAGCUCAAGUGUCGGCUAUAAGGAAAGAGAUGAUCGACCUGAUAGAUAUUAUUGACUCAAAUAUGGUGAAACCUAAUGAGACAGCAGCAGCGAGCGGAAACGAUGCCUUUUCGAAUUUAGCUGCUAGUGAUAAAGUGAACGACCACGUGACCACUUCUACCUUAGCUGUACGCAGAAAACGUAUGCACGCUCAUUUUGAAGAUUUCGUGCAGUGUUACUUUGAUUCACGAGCAAAAGAAUUAUUAUUCGGUCAGACUAAGACGUCGGCACAAAGUGAGACGAGUCACGGCAAAAAUUCUGGCCUCGACGUCUUCCGCGAGAAUCUCGUUAAAUUCUCCAGGUACAAUUCCUUGAGACCGCUGGCCACGCUCAAUUACUCUUCGGAUAUCUUCAAUAACUCGACUAUCGUGUCUAGCAUAGAGUUCGAUAAGGAUAACGAAUUCUUUGCUAUAGCCGGUGUCACAAAACGCAUCAAGGUUUUCGAUUAUGGCGCCGUCAUAAGGGAUACCGUGGAUAUUCAUUACCCAUGCGUCGAAAUGGUCUCGAGUUCAAAGAUAUCGUGCGUGUCCUGGAACUCUUAUCACAAGGGUAUGCUAGCUUCCUCGGAUUACGAAGGAACCGUAACAGUAUGGGACGCAGCGACUGGUCAAAGGACCAAAGCGUUUCAGGAGCACGAGAAAAGAUGCUGGUCCGUUGACUUUAACGACGUAGACACAAGACUCAUAGCCUCAGGUUCCGACGAUGCAAGAGUCAAGCUCUGGUCUCUCAAUAUUGAUCAUUCCGUAGCAUCGUUGGAGGCCAAAGCCAACGUCUGUUGCGUGAAGUUCAAUCCACGCAGCUCGUGCCACUUGGCCUUUGGGUCUGCAGAUCAUUGCGUGCAUUAUUAUGAUCUUCGUAACAUGAAGGAAGCUCUGUGCAUAUUCAAAGGCCACCGUAAGGCCGUCUCGUACGUGAAGUUUAUUAACAAGGAGGAGAUAGUCUCGGCCAGUACGGAUUCCCAGCUCAAAAUGUGGAACAUCAAUAAUCCACACUGUCUACGCUCCUUCGUCGGCCACGUGAAUGAGAAGAAUUUCGUGGGUCUUGCUACAGAUGGCGAUUACGUUGCUUGCGGAUCGGAGAACAAUGCCCUCUACGUAUAUUACAAGGGCCUCACCAAGCAACUGUUCUCCUACAAGUUCGACGCCGUCAGGAGCGUCCUCGAGCUUCAGGAAAGAAGAGAGGAGGACCUCAAUGAAUUUGUUUCUGCGGUAUGCUGGAGACAGAUGUCGAAUGUCGUGGUGGCUGCCAAUUCACAGGGUAUCAUCAAGAUACUGGAACUCGUUUGAGAGCGGUCGAGAAGACGUCACUGUGAACAAGCACAAAAUCCACUAUCAGCACGUGGACUUAUGUAUUAUGAGAUAACGAGAGCAAGGAUGUAGCUUUCGAAGUAUCAUUGGUCCUAGAUCGUAUUCAUGAAAUGAUGCGGUAUUCAUAAUGGGAAAUUUAUUGGGCCUCCAUGUACAUGUUUCUCGGAGACUGACCUAAUACGAUUAGUUAUCUAUCUACCUAAUUUAGAGAAGAAAUGUGCACAAAAAACUAUAUAGCUUGACUCUCAAUUGAUGUGGCGUUACACCACUAGUAAGCACGGGUACGAUUCAAUUGAAUUGUUCGAUUUUUAUGUCGAUUCAAGUACCGACUGAGUCGUAAUAGUUGAAGAUUCCACUAAGGAAAUACUGUAAAGAAAAUUCUCGUGUUCAAGUUACUUUUUGUCAGUUAUACCGAUGCGACUCUGUUAUUGUCAUCCCGAGUUCAAUAAGACUCGAUAGAUGUUCUUGAGAUUUAAAAAGUUGUCUCUCCUUUAAAGUUUUUCGUGUAUGGAGAUGCAUCUGUAAAUACAUGUAUAUUGCAAGAGUUGUUUCAAGUAAAAAACUUAUAGAAUUUUAACGAGGGUGAGAAAAGGACGAGGAACAGGAUUCAGGCGUAAAGCGUCAUAAAAAAUGUAGAAAAAAACGUGAGCCUGAUCAUUCCCACUUAAUGCAAUUAGUAUAUAAGUAUAUUUCGAGUCAAAGUAGCCUAACGCUUUAAACUAGAUAAUAAAUAUGUAAGAAUAAGAAAUUGCUAUACUUACAAGCAAUAACGGUAUAUACUAGCAAUUUUGUUUGUGCCAAUGUAGAUAAACGAGUAGGAGCAGAUAGCUUCAGCAGUGAAGAGUACAUAUUUCAGACAAAAAUUUAUUUCAUAUUAUGAUUUUCAUAAAAACUCUCUUGUUAAGCCUCUCGUAUUAACGAGUAGGUGCUCUCUGUAGAGUCGCUCUAAGUUCCUAUGGUUAUCGUGACAGUCAGCCAGUCUCUACGUGUCAGUCUAAAAAUCGAAGUUACAUAUGUCAAAUAAUAAAGGCAAUAGUACGUAUCAAUGAAAACAAUAUCACGUGAGCGAAACCUCCUGAAAUGCAUAAAGAAAAGAUAUUGUGUUUCGUGAACGAUUUUCUUCCUGAUGAUACAAUGAAAAACUCCAUAAGAACGUAUAAAAAGAUACUAUAGAUGGAGUCACUGAUUCCUUAGUGGCUAUACAUAGAUAGAUGUAUUGUAACGUUCCAACCCGUGAAACUGUAUUUAGCUCUUGAAAAAAAUUAGUCACGACUCCUGCGGCUCAAAUUUCAUUAGGUAAACUUUAAUAGAAGAAGAACGAGUUUCGCUCUUUAACUUCGAUGUAUCCAAGCCAAGACGAAUCGUUACCCCACGGUGUAAAUUAGAAGGAAUUAGUUUGUAAAUUACUAUGUAGUUUUUAAUUAGUCAAAGAAGUUCAUGUAGAUUCAUAGAAAGUUAUACAGAUGAACGGAUAAGAAAGGUGGUUGCUAAAGUGAGUUGUAAAGAAUAGUAUAUUUUUAGAUCAUAUUUUAAAAACAAAAAUGAUGUAUUGCGUUUGAUCGGUGUCCAAAAUGGCUACAGUUUAUUAUAAUUAAUAAAUUGACUAAUUGGUGUCUGAUUAUAUUGA